UUCGAAAGGUUUCAAUGAGAUCUCCCCUCACCCUUCUAAAUUCCAGCAAGUGUAGACCGAGAGUAAUCAAGUGUUCCUCAUAUGGCAACCCUUCCAUUCCUAGAAUCAUCCUUAUGAACCUCCUCUGGACCCUCACCAAUUCCAGCACAUCUCUUCUAAGAUGAGGAGCCCAAUACUCAAGAUGAGGUCUCACCAGUGCAUUAUAAAGCCUCAACACCAUAUCCUUGCUCUUGUAUACCAGACCCCUUGAAGUGAAUGCUGGCAUUGCAGUUGUCUUCCUCACCAUCGACUCAACCUGCUAGUUAACCUUUAGGAUGUUCUGCACAAGGUCUCCCAAGUCCCUUGGCAGCCCAGGUUUUUGGAUUUUCUCCCCGUUUAGAAAAUAGUCUGCACAUUUAUUUCUACUACCAAAGUUCAUGACCAUGCAUUUUUCAACAGUAUAUUUCAUUUGCCACUUUCUUGCCCAUUCUCCUAAUCUGUCUAAGUCCUUCUGCAUCCUACCUGUUUCCUCAACACUACCUGCCCCUCCACCAAUCUUCGUGUCAUCUGCAAAUGUAGCAACAAAGCCAUCUAUUUGAUCAUUUAAAUCAUUCAUAUACAGCUUAAAAAGAAGUGGUCCCAACACUGACCCCUGCAGAACACUACUAGUCACUGGCAGCCAACCAUAAGAUAUAGGAGAAGAAGUAGGCCAUUCAGCCCAUCGAGUCUGCUCUACCAUUCAAUCAUGGGCUGAUUCAAUUCUUCCAGUCAUCCCCACUCCCUCGUUUUCACCCCACACCCUCUGAUGCCCUGGCUAAUCAAGAACCUAUCUACCUCUGCCUUAAAUACACCCAAUGAGUUGGCCUCCACAGCCGCUUGUGGCAACAAAUUCCACAGAUUUACCACCCUCCGACUAAAGUAAUUUCUCUGCAUCUCAGUUCUAAAAGGCCGUCCUUCAAUCCUGAAUUCAUGCCCUGUUGUCCUAGGCUCCCCUACCAUGGGAAAUAACUUUGCCAUAUCUAAUCUGUUCAGGCCUUUUAACAUUCGGAAUGUUUCUAUGAAAACCCCUCUUCAUUCUCCUGAACUUUAGGGAAUACAGUCCAAGAGUUGUCAGACAUUCCUCAUACGGUAACCCUUUCAUUCCUGGAAUCAUUCUUGUGAAUCUUCUCUGAACCCUCUCCAAUGUCAGUAUAUCCUUUCUAAAAUAUGAAGCCCAAAACUGCACACAGUACUCCAAGUGUGGUCUCACGAGUGCCUUAUAGAGCCUCAACAUCACAUUCCUGCUCUUAUACUCUAUACCUCUAGAAAUGAAUGCCAACAUUGCAUUUAUCUUCUUCACAACUGGCUCAACCCAGAGGUUAACCUUUAGAGUAUCUUGCACAAGGACUCCCAAGUCCCUUUGCAUCUCUGCAUUUUAAAUUCUCUCCCCAUCUAAAUAAUAGUCUGCCCGUUUAUUUCUUCCACCAAAGUGCUUGACCAUAUACUUUCCAGCAUUGUAUUUCAUUUGCCACUUCUUUGCCCAUUCUCCUAAACUAUCUAAGUCUCUCUGCAGGCUCUCUGUUUCCUCAACACUACCCGCUCCUCCACCUGUCUUUGCAUCAUCGGCAAAUUUAGCCACAAAUCCAUUAAUCCCAUAGUCCAAAUCAUUGAUAUACAUCGGAAAAAGCAGCAGUCCCAACACCGACCCCUGUGGAACUCCACUGGUAACCAGCAGCCAGCCAGAAUAGGAUCCCUUUAUUCCCACUCUCUGUUUUCUGCCAAUCCACCAAUGCUUCACCCAUGCUAGUAACUUCCCUGUAAUUCCAUGGGCUCUUAACUUGGUAAGCAGCCUCAUGUAUGGCACUCUGUCAAAGGCCUUCUGAAAAUCCACUACACCAUGUCUGGACAUAUCUAGAUGCCCUUCAAGCAUGAUCGGUCUCAGGAAUGAGAAUGCACGUCAGACGAAAUUUUCAUGACCUCAUACUCUGUAGAUCAACAGAAAUGUGUCUCUUUUGUUGUGACACUCAUUUAGGCAUACACACACACAAACCCUUAAUCCUCCCCAAAUGAAUCCCACAGCCCCCACACACCCAAUCCUCUGCUACGCCAAGGGACAGGCUGUUGUCAGAGGGACACUGCUGGGAGAGCACCACACUGUCUUGGGGCAGCACUGACAGAGUGCCUCACUGUCAGAGGCCGGCCUGCGUUCGACAGCAAAAUGCUAUCUCAACUGGAAACCGCCAUGGAUACAAUCAUCAAAGUCUUCUACCAAUACUCAGGGGUAGAGGGAGACAAGUACACGUUGACCAACGCUGAACUCAAGAACCUAUUGCAAGGGGAGCUUGGAGCCUUCCUGAAGUAUCAGAAAGACCCCAACUCUGUGGAUGGCAUCAUGAGAGACCUGGACGUGAAUCGUGAUGGUCAGGUAGAUUUCCAGGAGUUCAUUCACUUGGUGACAGCCGUCACCAUCGCCUGCAAUGAAUUCUUCGUCGAACUUCUGAAGAAACAAGGAAAGUUGUGAAAGUGAACACAGGAUCUUGGAUUGGGCUUAGAGUUUUGGGACACGUCUACAAAUGCACAGAGAAUCUUGCGCAGAAAACACACAGACU
Hypanus sabinus (Atlantic stingray) is the source of this 2567-nucleotide messenger RNA. RefSeq names its product protein S100-A1-like. The record is from RefSeq and is a predicted model, not a curated record. Bases 2177 to 2479 code for a protein of 100 amino acids. Lineage: Eukaryota; Metazoa; Chordata; Chondrichthyes; Myliobatiformes; Dasyatidae. Gene Ontology annotation, molecular function: calcium ion binding; transition metal ion binding. The transcript is spliced from 3 exons.